AUGGCACCCACCCGGUUAGAAGAAGAAAAGGCAGAAGUUGUUCAUGCUGAUACUUUGAAAACGCCCGACAGCGAUUCAACGAAUAAUGCAGAGCAAGGAUUUCAAGACGAACAUGCUCAAAGUGCAGCAGAGAAAAAGUUAGUCCGCAAAAUCAGCUAUACCUUUUUGCCAUUAGUAACCUGGAUCGUUAUGGUGCAGUUUGCUGAUAAAUCGUCGCUGGCUAUAUCAGCCGUUCUUGGUAUCUACCAAGACACUGGAAUAACUGGAUCGCAAUUUAGCUGGCUUGGUAGUCUCUUCUUUUUGGGCUACUUGAUUAUGCAGAUUCCAAAUCAGGUCCUUAUUCAAAAGUUUUCUAUCAGGCGAUAUCUCGGUGUCUGCAUUGUAGUCUUUGGUGCGGUGAUGCUGUUCACGGCACUGGCACAAACAUUCGCACAGCUCGCGGCGCUUCGAUUUUUGCUCGGCUUUUUUGAAGCAACUUGCCUUCCUUGCCUCUAUAUCAUUGUUCCGCAUCUGUACCGUCGUGAAGAGCAAACGUUUUACUUUGGAAUUGUGACUAUGUGCCAGGGUGUCGGUUCUGUGUUGGGUAAUUUAGUAGCUGUGGGUAUAUCUCAAAUGGGAGGUGAGCGACUUGGUCUUGAGAUGUGGAGAUGGAACCAUAUUAUUUUUGGUGCCAUUACUGUACUGCUCGGCAUCUUGUGUUUCUUUUUCCUAUUGGAUAACCCACGAUCAUGGAUGUUACGGCUUACCGAAGAAGAGCGCCACAUUGUCGACAAGCGAACGGAGGACAAUGCAGUUAUCCGAAGCAGAAAAAUUAAUUACAAGCACUUUUUGGAGGCAUUAAAAGAACCGCGCCUCUAUUGCAUCGGCCUUGCUGCAAUUUGCAUCAAUAUGCAAAACGGCGGUCUCUUGGUUUUCAGUGCACAGCUCAUUCGUACACUGGGUGAUUUUACUCCUACAGAAUCGAUUUUAUUAAAAAUUCCUGGCGGUGUCGCAUCAACUAUUUUUAUUUUGGGCGCUGCUAUUGUUGCUCGCCGUAUAAGACAAAUUGCAUACACAGGAAUGGUCAUGUGCGUUAUUAGCUUAUCUGGUGUCGUCGUCUUAGCUGCUGUGCCACAUGGUUCCGUUAAACUUUUGGGUUACUACUUGAGCUGGGCCAUGGGUGGCGCUGGCGCCCUCUAUGCCGCGAUGGUGGGAACGAAUGUCAGUGGCUAUUCGAAGAAGAUUUUUUAUAAUAGCGUACUAGUUAUAUGCAGUACCUUGGGUUCCUUCAUAGGACCCCUGGUUAUGUUGGAUCAUGAAGCUCCGAGAUAUACUACAGGUAUGGUUGUUUACUGCGUUGGCAACACAGUUGCAUUUUUCUGCUUCCUGGCUGCCCGUAUCCUCAUGGCACGAGAAAAUAAGCGCCGAAUUGCCAAUCCACCAGAGAAGAAGCUGGAUGUUACUGAAGGAUGGACCGAUCAAGAAGACAGAAGCUUUAUUUACAAGUUGUAA
This is a messenger RNA of Zychaea mexicana, 1491 nucleotides long. RefSeq names its product major facilitator superfamily domain-containing protein. Gene Ontology annotation, biological process: transmembrane transport. The record is from RefSeq and is a predicted model, not a curated record. The transcript has 6 exons. Gene Ontology annotation, molecular function: transmembrane transporter activity. The coding region runs from base 1 to 1491 and encodes 496 amino acids. Gene Ontology annotation, cellular component: membrane. NCBI's taxonomy places the organism in Eukaryota, Fungi, Mucoromycota, Mucoromycetes, Mucorales, Lichtheimiaceae.